UGGGCCGCAGAAGCCGACCUGGCGGGGCGCAGAGCGGAGUGGACGCUUGGCUGGUGCGUGGAGGCUGUGCGUUAAUAAAAGUAUCCAUGGAGAACUCUGAAAACUCAGUGGAUUCAAAAUCCUUUAAAAAUUCGGAAACAAGGAUCUUACGUGGAAGCAAAUCAACAGACUCUGGAAUAUCCUUGGAUAAUAGUUACAAAAUGGAUUAUCCUGAAAUGGGUUUAUGUAUAAUAAUUAAUAAUAAGAACUUUCAUAAAAGUACUGGAAUGUCACCUCGGUCUGGUACGGAUGUAGAUGCAGCAAACCUCAGGGAAACAUUCACAAACUUGAAAUACGAAGUCAGGAAUAAAAAUGAUCUUACACGUGAAGAAAUUGUGGCAUUGAUGCGCAGUGUUUCUAAAGAAGAUCAUAGCAGAAGGAGCAGUUUUAUUUGUGUGUUUCUAAGCCAUGGUGAAGAAGGAAUAAUUUUUGGAACAGAUGGACCUGUUGACCUGAAAAAAUUAACAUGUUUCUUCAGAGGGGAUUAUUGCAGAAGUCUAACUGGAAAACCCAAACUUUUCAUUAUUCAGGCCUGCCGAGGUACAGACCUGGACUGUGGCAUUGAGACUGACAGUGGUGUUGAGGAUGACAUGGCGUGUCAGAAAAUACCAGUUGAGGCGGACUUCUUGUACGCUUAUUCUACAGCACCUGGUUACUAUUCCUGGCGAAAUUCGAAGGAGGGAUCCUGGUUCAUCCAGUCACUUUGUGCUAUGCUGAAACUGUACGCUCACAAGCUCGAGCUUAUGCACAUUCUUACUCGGGUUAACCGAAAGGUAGCCAUGGAAUUUGAGUCCUUUUCCCUUGACGCAGCUUUUCAUGCAAAGAAGCAGAUUCCAUGUAUUGUGUCUAUGCUGACAAAAGAACUGUAUUUUUAUCACUAAAGAAAUGGGUGAUUUUUUUUUUUAAGUUUGUAUGUCAAUGGAGGAAAUGGUAUAAUCGAUACUAUAUUUUCUUUUCUCAUUUAACUCUAAUCUGAUCCUCCAGGUGGUACUUUGAAACAUGCCACUUUCACAAUAGAACUACUGGGAAGCUACCUCAAACUCAGAAUCAGGUAGUUGAAAUUGAAUUUAAUUAGGAAUAAAUAAAAAUGGAUAGUGGUACAAUCAUGAGAGAAAAUGAUUGUAAAUUAACAGCUCUCAUCAUUUGCAAUUUUUAGUGAUGCUGUGCUAUGAAUUUUCAAGUAAUUAUGGAAAAAGGUAAACAUUGCAGUAAUGAAUUUCAGUGGUAUUGAUAUGCUCUCAUUUAAGUAUGCAUCCUAGUUUUUGUCAAACUAUAGAAAUGAUGAUGUGGAAUAAUGUAUCCUAGAACUUGGGAUCCAUCCAUGGGCAUGGUCAAAGGCUCAAAGACCUUGAUUUUAGCAUUGGUAUUUGGAGAUAAGUCAACUGUAUUUUUAGAUCAUAUAUC
This is a messenger RNA of Ceratotherium simum simum (southern white rhinoceros), 1443 nucleotides long. RefSeq names its product caspase 3 (gene CASP3). Gene Ontology annotation, biological process: apoptotic process; positive regulation of neuron apoptotic process; erythrocyte differentiation. Gene Ontology annotation, molecular function: cysteine-type endopeptidase activity. Lineage: Eukaryota; Metazoa; Chordata; Mammalia; Perissodactyla; Rhinocerotidae. Gene Ontology annotation, cellular component: cytoplasm; death-inducing signaling complex. The record is from RefSeq and is a predicted model, not a curated record.